This is a messenger RNA of Geodia barretti, 912 nucleotides long. NCBI's taxonomy places the organism in Eukaryota, Metazoa, Porifera, Demospongiae, Tetractinellida, Geodiidae. The record is from the annotation of a GenBank genome assembly.
AUGAAUCUGACUGCAAGACGUGAAAGAUUUCGCGCAAUCCUGGCGGGCGACCGGUGCGUUCACCCCGCCUCCGUAUUCGACCCCAUGUCGGCCAGGGCCGCCGAGGAUAUCGGUUUCGAGGUAGGCAUGUUUGCCGGUUCCAUCGCUUCCGGCACGGUGCUGGGCGCCCCUGACCUCAUCGUCCUGACCCUCACCGAGUUUGCCCAGCAGAUCCACCGCAUCUGCCGCGCCGGCGACAUCAGCCUGAUGGUUGACGCCGACCACGGCUACGGAAACGCUCUCAACGUGAAGCGCACGGUGGAGGAACUGGAGACAGCCGGUGUAUCCUGUCUGACCAUCGAAGACACCCAGCUACCCUUGGGCUUUGGCGCCGCCGGAGAGGGUCAGUUAAUCUCCGUGGAAGAGGGCAUAGGCAAAAUGAAGGCUGCCCUGUCCGGUCGCCAGGACCCCGCCCUGGUCGUCGCUGGCAGGUCCAGCGCCCUGCGGGUUACCGGCCUGGAGGAUGCCAUCAAGCGGGCCAAGGCUUACGAGGACGCCGGGGUUGACGCCAUGUUCCUCGCCGGUGCCCAGACCCGAGCCGAGGUCGAAGCCGUGUCCGCCGAGGUAAACAUUCCGCUGCUUUUGGGCGGUGCCGGCGGCGAACUGGCCGACCUGGACUUCCUGAGCGGCGCCGGGGUUCGCGUUGCCCUCCAGGGCCACCUUCCCUUCGCAGCGGCAGUCAAAGCAGCCUACGACACCAUGAAAUCGCUUCGGGAUGGGGUCAAACCCGCCGACCUGACCGACACCCUGGCCUCCCCCGAACUAAUGAACCAGCUAACCCGCCGCGACGAUUACAACCAGUGGGUCAGGACUUCUUGGGGUAGGGCUCCACUCCUGUCCCCGCACCAGCCUUUUAAACCGAACGCAAGCUAA